Molecule: messenger RNA, 1722 nt
Organism: Eimeria necatrix
Lineage: Eukaryota; Apicomplexa; Conoidasida; Eucoccidiorida; Eimeriidae
Exons: 1
Coding region: 1-1722 (573 amino acids)
Biological process (GO): protein ubiquitination
Molecular function (GO): transferase activity
Source: RefSeq, a predicted model, not a curated record
AUGCUGAGAAGUCCAAGGAGCUGCGACAGGGACAGCGGCAGUGGCAAUAGUAGCAGAAGCAGAAGUAAUAGCCGAGGACAACACUCCAAGCACCUUUGCCCUGCCAAAGCAUCUGAGUUGUCCGCAACUGAGGGUGAGGAGACGGCGAAGACAAGUGAUGGCGCGAGUAGCAGAAAGAGCAGCACGAGAUGCAGUAGUACUAGCCCCAGAUCGCAAGACAGACGCGUCUGCGCAGCAAGUAUGGCUAGUGGGUACGGUGACGGGGCAAACAGCAACGACAGGUGCAGCAGUAACAGCAGUGCCGUCAGGGAACUAAUUGACCUUGACAGUGAAGAGGACGAUGACUGUCUUUUUAUUGGCAGAAGAGAUGCCGCACCAGUAGCAGCAACGGACUCGGAAGCAGAGCGACUACUUGGAGUGCAUCAUAACGGCUGCCCGAGGAGAGCCAACGAUAGCGGCAGAAGCACACCUUUACCAUUCGACUACUCUCUUCGUGGAGCGCCAUCGCAUCAGCGGCACCAGCAGAGUCCGCUACUUCCAAUUCGCCUUUUGCCCUGCAGCCCCAGAGGGGCAGCGGAAACGGCAGAGGCAACAACGGUAGAGGCUGCGGGAGGCUUUAGGUUGUCACCGACGGCAGCUUCUGCCAGCUCCGCCCCAGCAUCUGCUGCUGCAACAACCGUGGAAGGUGUCAGCGUCGAUUCAAGUGAUGACGAGCCUGAGCUAUGUGGCUUUAGAGCCCCUACCUCGGCGCGGGCAUCUGUGUUCGCUGCGGAUCAGCAGCAGCAGCGCCUGCAGCACGAGACAAUCUGCGAUCGAGAUACCGCAGCAUUUUUGUGGGGCGAAAUUGGCCGGGACGAAAGGUCUGCCACACGGAUGAGCCACCGUACCUUUCCUCCAGCAGCAGUUACCGCUGAAGGACACCUAGCUGCAGCUGCAACAAACCGUGCUGCUGCGGCUCCUGCAAUGGACGAGGCCGUUUCGGGACUCAGGUCUACUGGUCUCGAGCCAACGGACUUGCUGCCAUACCUCGUGAUUCCACAGGGUCUCCCACACCAACUGCAACUGCUGCAGCACCAACAGCAAGUUCAGCAGCAGCUCCGGCAUCAGCAGCAUCCGUUAGCUGGGACAGUGAGAUCACAGCAGAACCUAGCUGCAGGCUCUGCUGCUGCCACUGCUGCUCACCGUGUUGUUUCCCGCCGCCGGAUUAGGAGGACAAUGCUGCCAUGGCAGCGGCAGUUGCAGCGGAGUGCAACAGGUUCUGUAGUAGCAACAGCCACAUCAGGAGAAGCGGCUGAUGGUGCGUUUGAUCAAGUGUUAGUGUCGCUGCAACAGCAGCAGUUGUGGGCGGAGAUGGACUUAUGGCAACAACCGCAGCAGCAGCGAGGAACCCCGCUUCACGUGCUGCAGCAGCUACCGACUCUUCCUUUCAAACACAGGACAUCAGCGCCCCUCACCACUGCUGCCUCUGCGACGUGUUGCAAUAGCGGCGAGCGCAGCAGUGGCAGCAGUAGCAGCGGUCAGGUUGGGGAGGAAGAUGACAAAGAAAAAUGUGCCAUCUGUUUGGAUUCUUUUGUGGAGGCUCAAAUAGUGCGUUUCCUUCCCUGUCUUCAUUUUUUCCAUGUGAGCUGCGUAGAUACGUGGUUGCAGCAAAGUGACGUGUGCCCCAUUUGCAAAUGGCCCGUGCAGUGCACGGCUUCGCCUCAUACAGAAGCUAUCUCUUAG